Punica granatum (pomegranate) is the source of this 3319-nucleotide messenger RNA. The record is from RefSeq and is a predicted model, not a curated record. Lineage: Eukaryota; Viridiplantae; Streptophyta; Magnoliopsida; Myrtales; Lythraceae.
GUUUUAUUUUAUUUUUUUAUAUAUAGUGAUGCAUUCCAUUGGAAAGGAAGCGUGCUUUCUCGCCCUCUCUCCAGCAAUAAGCUUCAGACCAAAGGCCAGCUCUAUUGGUGGGUGGGCCCUCUGAUGCUGGUUGGCUCAUUCAUGCUUUGAGGGCUCAUUCAGAUCAUUUUGAGAGGGUGGAAUCUGUUUCGAGAGGUCAAAAAUGGAUAAGACAACGAUCGCACUUGAAGCCAUAAGCAAGGAGACCGUCGACCUGGAGAACAUCCCUGUUGUAGAAGUUUUCGAGAAGUUGAAGUGCACAAAACUCGGCCUAACCACUAAUGAAGUCCAGAAGCGGCUCGAGGUUUUCGGUUAUAACAAGCUUGAGGAGAAAGAGGAAAGCAAAAUCCUCAAAUUCCUGGGCUUCAUGUGGAACCCCCUCUCGUGGGUCAUGGAGGCCGCCGCAAUCAUGGCAAUAGGACUUGCACACGGAGGAAACAAAGGGUGGGAUUACCCUGAUUUCGUUGGAAUCAUUGCGUUGCUUGUGAUCAACUCCACCAUCAGUUUCAUAGAGGAAAACAAUGCAGGGAAUGCCGCUGCGGCCCUCAUGGCCCGCCUUGCACCGAAAGCAAAGGUUUUACGUGACGGAAAAUGGAGUGAGGAGGAUGCUUCUGUGUUGGUUCCAGGAGACAUAAUUAGCAUCAAACUUGGAGACAUCAUUCCUGCUGAUGCCCGUUUGCUUGAAGGAGAUCCUCUGAAGAUCGAUCAGUCUGCUCUCACAGGAGAAUCACUUCCGGUAACGAAGAAUCCUGGUGAUGGAGUCUACUCCGGUUCAACUUGUAAACAGGGAGAAAUCGAAGCGGUUGUUAUAGCUACCGGAGUGCACACCUUCUUUGGGAAGGCUGCCCAUCUUGUAGAAAACACAACCCACGUCGGCCACUUCCAGAAGGUCCUGACGGCCAUUGGGAACUUCUGCAUCUGCUCGAUCGCCGUUGGGAUGUUGUUUGAGAUUGUGGUGAUUUUCGGUCUUCAAGAAAGGGGUUUCCGUGAUGGGGUUGACAACCUGCUUGUCUUACUUAUUGGAGGCAUUCCCAUUGCCAUGCCAACAGUUCUCUCAGUCACUAUGGCCAUCGGUUCUCACCGCCUGUCACAGCAGGGGGCUAUUACGAAGAGAAUGACAGCUAUAGAGGAGAUGGCAGGAAUGGAUGUGUUGUGCAGCGACAAGACGGGUACCUUGACUCUCAACAAACUCACCGUCGACAAGACUUUGAUCGAGGUGUUCGUGGAUGGAGUUGACAAGGAUGUGGUGGUACUGAUGGCAGCACGGGCCUCGAGGUUGGAGAACCAGGACGCCAUCGAUACUGCUAUUGUCUCAAUGUUAGCUGAUCCUAAGGAGGCACGGGCGGGGAUCACAGAGGUUCACUUCCUUCCAUUUAACCCGACCGAUAAGAGGACAGCUCUUACGUACUUGGAUGGUGCUGGUAAAAUGCACCGGGUGAGCAAAGGUGCACCUGAACAGAUCCUCAAUUUGGCCUGGAACAGAUCAGACAUAGAAAAGAAGGUGCACGCCAUAAUUGAUAAAUUUGCUGAGCGUGGGCUUCGAUCCCUUGGGGUUGCUCGUCAGGAAGUACCUGAUGGCACAAAAGACAGUCCCGGUGGGCCAUGGGAGUUCGUUGGGCUUCUCCCUCUAUUUGAUCCGCCCCGACAUGACAGUGCCGAGACGAUCAGAAGAGCACUGGACCUCAGCGUCAGUGUUAAGAUGAUUACAGGUGACCAGCUUGCGAUAGCAAAGGAGACAGGCAGGAGGCUCGGAAUGGGCACAAAUAUGUAUCCUUCCUCGUCCUUGCUUGGUGAAAGCAAGGAAGAGUCCUUCGCAGUCCACCCCGUCGAUGAGCUCAUCGAGAAAGCCGAUGGUUUCGCCGGUGUUUUUCCUGAGCACAAGUAUGAGAUCGUGAAGCGCCUGCAGACUAAGGAGCACAUCGUGGGAAUGACCGGCGAUGGAGUUAACGAUGCGCCUGCUUUAAAAAUAGCGGACAUUGGUAUUGCUGUUGCUGAUUCUACUGAUGCUGCUCGUAGCGCCUCUGACAUAGUCCUUACCGAGCCCGGGCUUAGUGUGAUCAUCAGUGCUGUCUUAACAAGUCGGGCUAUCUUCCAAAGAAUGAAGAAUUACACGAUAUAUGCGGUUUCUAUCACGAUACGCAUUGUACUCGGGUUUAUGCUACUCAAUGCCUUCUGGGAAUUCAGCUUUCCCCCUCUCAUGGUUCUCAUUAUCGCUAUCCUUAAUGACGGUACAAUUAUGACGAUAUCGAAAGAUAGAGUCAAGCCGUCUCCAUCUCCAGACAGUUGGAAGCUGAGUGAAAUCUUCACCACCGGAAUAGUCAUCGGGGGUUACCUUGCCCUUAUGACCGUUAUAUUCUUUUUUGCAGCAUAUGAGACGAAUUUCUUCCCGGAUCAUUUCAACGUGAAGAACUUCAACAAGCACAAGCACAAUAUUUCCGAUCCUGACACAAAGAAGUUGCUGGACAAACAGUUAGCCUCUGCUGUCUAUCUUCAAGUCAGCACCAUCAGUCAGGCACUCAUCUUCGUGACCCGUUCCCGAGGAUGGUCUUUCAUGGAAAGACCCGGUCUGCUCCUCGUAGCCGCUUUCAUCAUUGCCCAACUGUUGGCAACUAGUUUAUCGGCUCUGGUGACAUGGAACCUUGCCGGAAUCGCAAAGAUCGGGUGGGGAUGGACCGGCGUGAUUUGGCUAUACAACAUUGUGUGCUAUGCCUUGCUCGACCCGAUCAAGUUUGCAGUCCGUUACGCACUCAGUGGGAGGGCCUGGGGCCUCGUAUACAACAAAAGAACUGCAAUGACAACCCAGAAGGACUUUGGAAAGGAAGCUCGAGAGGCUGCGUGGGCAGCUGAGCAGAGGACCAGACACGGCCUCUCUUCCAUGGACUCGAAAACUAUGUUCGAGAAGCAUACUUUCCGAGACAUCAAUCUCAUGGCCGAAGAGGCCAAGAGACGUGCAGAAAUUGCAAGGAUGAGGGAGCUUCACACACUGAAAGGGAAGGUAGAGUCGUUUGCAAAGCUCCGGGGUCUAGACAUUGAUGUGAAUCCACACUACACCGUAUGAUCUUGUCCACAUUAUCACUCCAACAGAUUCGGUCUCAAUUUCAUUCCCUUUUUCGUUUUCUACUUUUGAUUCCAUCCUUUUCACGCAUUUAUUCUUCGGAGAUUGUUUACCUUUGUGGCUACCCAUAAAAGUUCGACAGCCCCAGAAGCUUAGUCAAGCGACAUGAACCGCGAAUAAAAGCCUGUAACUGCCGAUGUACUGAUAUCAGAAGCUGCUUCAUAA